Molecule: messenger RNA, 1056 nt
Organism: Linum trigynum
Lineage: Eukaryota; Viridiplantae; Streptophyta; Magnoliopsida; Malpighiales; Linaceae
Source: the annotation of a GenBank genome assembly
AUGUACGGAUUCGAGGCACUCACCUUCAACAUUCACGGUGGCUACCUGGAAGCCAUCGUCAGGGGCCAUAGAUCGGGGCUUCUCACCGCCGCUGAUUACAACAAUCUCUGCCAGUGCGAGACGUUGGAUGACAUCAAGAUGCACCUCUCUGCAACCGAGUACGGGCCCUAUCUCCAGAAUGAGCCUUCCCCCUUGCAUACCACUACUAUCGUGGAGAAAUGCACCCUUAAACUUGUUGAUGAAUACAAGCACAUGUUGUGCCAAGCGACAGAGCCUUUAUCUACAUUCCUGGAGUAUUGCACAUAUGGCCACAUGAUAGACAAUGUUGUUUUGAUUGUGACUGGAACUUUGCAUGAGAGAGAUGUGCAAGAGCUGUUGGAGAAGUGCCAUCCUCUUGGCAUGUUUGACAGCAUUGCUACCCUGGCCGUUGCCCACAACAUGAGAGAACUGUACCGACUAGUGCUUGUUGAUACACCUUUGGCUCCAUACUUCUCUGAGUGCAUCACAUCAGAGGACUUGGAUGACAUGAACAUUGAGAUCAUGAGGAAUACACUUUACAAGGCAUAUCUUGAGGAUUUCUACAGGUUUUGCCAGAAACUUGGUGGAGCCACAGCUGAGAUUAUGUCUGACCUCCUUGCAUUUGAAGCGGAUAGGAGAGCUGUUAAUAUCUCCAUAAAUAGCAUUGGCACUGAGCUUACCCGUGAUGACCGCAGGAAACUGUAUUCUAAUUUUGGCUUACUUUAUCCAUAUGGACAUGAGGAACUGGCUGUGUGUGAGGACUUGGAUCAGGUCCGUGGUGUCAUGGAAAAGUACCCUCCAUAUCAGGCCAUAUUCUCCAAGUUGUCCUAUGGCGAAAGCCAGCUGCUAGACAAAGCAUUCUAUGAGGAGGAGGUGAAGAGGCUAUGCUUGUCUUUUGAGCAACAGUUCCAUUAUGGGGUUUUCUUCGCGUACAUAAGGUUGAGGGAGCAAGAGAUCAGGAACCUGAUGUGGAUAUCUGAAUGUGUGGCCCAGAACCAGAAGUCGAGAGUUCAUGACAGUGUUGUCUUCAUAUUUUAG